CUAGGAGUGCCACCGCACCAAUUGACCAUUUUAGACCCACAUAACUGAGAUAGCCUUCAGAAUCUAUGUAUUCUAACACGACCGCAAGGCCUGCGCCAGCCAGCCGAGCAGUGGAAUGCUAGUUCCUUGUAGCCAUGGGUGGGAAUUGCGCAGAGGACCCCGAGCCUAGACAGCGACAACCAGAAAGUCGGCCGCCAAUCGCCCCGCGGAAGCGAUAUGUACAGUCCAAGGUUGGAUGCAGGACUUGCAAAAUCCGUAAGAUUCGUUGUGAUGAGACUUGGCCUAUCUGUCGAAACUGCUCUAGGACCGGCCGUCGCUGCGAUGGCGUAUCGAAGCCCGCCAACAGCGAGGACCGUCUAACAUUCACGGCCCCCUUGACUUUGUCUAGUUUUCGGCCCAGCCAGAUGGGCUGGCUUGGCCAACGAGAGCUACUAUGUCUUGACCUGUUCCGCCAACGGCUUAUAUACAGCAUCAUGGGCUACGUCGCACGGCCAGCCUGGAAACAGCUGAUCCUCCAGGCCAUGCAUGAAGACGCUGCACUCUGCCACGCCGUGAUCGCUUUCAGUGCGCUCGACUGUGGAGAGGAUGACUCGAGCGAGAAGCAGGAGAAUAGCAAGCGCGUAGCUUUGCGAUCCAGGCCUAGUAGUCGGUUUGCCCUGGAUCACUAUGGGAAGGGCAUCACUGCCCUGCGUCGUCUAAUCAGUCAAGGCGAUAGCCGUUCCAUCAAUGUCGCUUUGCUUUGCGCGCUGCUCUGCAUUUGCUUUGAGCUUCGAAUGGAUGAUCCUCGCAUGUGUCUCAGUCACCUCGAGUACAGUCUGGGGAUUCUUAAUUCAAAUCUGUCAUCAGUUGAGCGCGAUAUCUGCCUCGCCUUCUCCAGACUGGAUCUCCAGGCCACUCUAUAUCUUGGGCUCCGGUCGCCCACAUUGGACCUUGGUCGUUUCUCUGCGCACAACUUCGUUUAUGAAACCAUUUACCAGGAAGCGGACCAUGUCCUGACGCUCAUGAUAUGCCGCAUCUAUGAGUUCCUUCGCGCCACGGGGGACGACUUUCGGUAUCGACAGCCUGGGCCGUUGCCAAUGGACGUCAUAGCCAAAGCAGAAUCCCUCGAGUCACAGCUCCACCGCUUCCAUGACAAAUAUUUGGCCCCGUAUACGCCGGCUGUAGAUGGUGAGCCAUUGGAGAUGUCGGAAGAUCAGGUUUCGCUGUUGCGGAUCCGGUACUUGACAGCUCUCAUCGUGAUAUCCACGGGCCUGCACGCCGAAGAGGCCAUAUACGACCGUUUUCUCCCACAAUUCUGCACACUCGUUAAUUUAACGACGGACAUUAUGGACCGUCGCGAUCCCAGUCCGCCUCACCAAGUCGGCUUCUCCCUCGAUGGAGGUCUAAUUCACCCCCUUUAUAUGGCGGCCACAAAAUGCCGCAGCCCGGAAGUUCGACGGCGGGCCAUCGAGCUUCUCUAUUCAUUUCCCGGCUCCGAAGGCGCCUGGGAGGGGGCCAUGUUGGCACGAAUCUCCGAGCGGGUCAUGGAGGUUGAAGAAGGUGGACUGGAUAUGGAAGUGGUUAGCCUUGACGGGACAGAGCUGCUACCGAUCCCCGAAUUCCGCCGCAUUCACUCUGUCGAUAUCGAAACUCACUAUGCGGAGAAGUAUUCCGCAGUUUCUUUCCGCAGCCAACCUAACGGUUUGGACGGCGAAUGGGAGGAUGUCGUGGAGAUUUUCGCAUGGUAAUCACGACGAGGCGAGGUGGAAUAGGACAGGCGUGGGAAUUAGAUCCUGACGCCGCAAGGCGACGAGUAUGCGCGGACUGCUGCAUUUUACCCUUUUUCGGCGUUGAUGAUUUUUGGCCAAGAUAAUGUGG
Molecule: messenger RNA, 1857 nt
Organism: Phialemonium atrogriseum
Lineage: Eukaryota; Fungi; Ascomycota; Sordariomycetes; Cephalothecales; Cephalothecaceae
Product: C6 finger domain-protein
Exons: 3
Coding region: 135-1727 (530 amino acids)
Biological process (GO): regulation of DNA-templated transcription
Molecular function (GO): DNA-binding transcription factor activity, RNA polymerase II-specific; zinc ion binding
Source: RefSeq, a predicted model, not a curated record